GGACGAUUGAAGAAGACUGAAGACAUUAAUUUAUUAAAAAUGUAAUUAAAUAUUGUUUAGAUAACCAAUGUCAAAUCAAAUCGUACAACGUAACCUUAUCGUUUCAUUAAAAUUUUCCUAAAAACGUUUUAAAGUUAAUUUCAUAUGAAUAAAAUAAAUAGCGACCUUGCACUUCAACAGCUGUCAACCAGCAGGAGUAAGACAAGAAUGGAAUAAACAAAAAAUACAAUAAUAUAUUUUCAUCAUGAGGACCGUGAGUUCCCAUCUUCUAGAAGAUAAAAUGGAUGAUGCCGUCACACAUUAUAUCAAUUCGCACCAAUCUACAGAGGCUGUGCAUGUGGAUGCCAAUUCUCUUGCACUAAACGUGCAGGACGACGGCGGUGGUCGGGUGGUAACAGUGAUGCAGCCACUCAGCUUCUCAACAUCACAAAUGUGCAGACAAGUAUCAGUCAAUGAUCAAGUGAAUGAGGGUCAAUGGAGUGAAGAGCUUAUGGACCCUGACGGGAAACUGGCAGCUAUAGUAGCACACCUCUCACGACCAUCACAUCAUCCAACACAUCAUAAGAUAUCUGCAGUGAGGAAUGAUGUAGAUGCGUCAGUUAUAUUAGAUGCUCCUAUGAGGUUGUAUAAUGGACCAUCAUUGGAUAGUACAAUGUUAACGGAGCAAGAUAGACAAGUAUUGGAUAUAGCAGCGAGUGCUUCUCCAGUACAAAAUAAACAUCAAAGUAAAAAGAGUCUCCCGCAUAAGAAAAGGAUUUCGAAAAAGUUAAAGCGCAACACUGGAAAUAGUACUCCGCAACAAGACCAGAUAGUGGUGAUCCACUGUAACCCUCAGGUGUCGCAGGAGGAGAUCCUGCCCGACAACUUUGUGGGCGCUGUGCCUCAUCCGGACCACCUCGCAGCUGACCCUCACCAUAUCGCACAUGAUAUGCGGCCCAUACUGCUGUGUCAGUUGUGCGGUGAGUUCUACGGAGAGGACCAGGUCAAGUUCUACCAUCAUCUCCGGCAGCACUACGAGCCUCACGGCACCAUCAUCAUCGAGAACCCUGUACCUGACCUCUCUAUUGAUAAGAUGAGCAACACCUGCAUAGUAGACAAUGUACAAUCUCUCCCCGACUCCCUCGUUGAACUUUCUCUAGAGAACACAGUGCCCAAGUCGAUAUACCAACCGAUGGACAAGCACAUACUGUACACGACAAGUGAUAAGACUCUAUCCUGUCACAAUAAGGUACAAUAUACAAUAGCAGGUGAGAAAGAACUACCUCAGGAUAACGGCAAAGCGGACCUGUAUGAAACAUUGGGCAAACUCGACUUAUACAACUGUCCGAAAUGUGAAAAGUCCUUUAAAAAACAGAAGCAAUGUGAGGAACACGUUAAAGAGGCGCAUUUGAAUCCCAAGCUGGAGGACAUGGGCGAAUUCAGCGAGCCGGAGGACCUGAUGGCCGGCAUCCAUGUGGCCGUGGAGGACGGCGAGCAGUACGAACCCACCUUGCUGCCCCACCUCGUGGUAGAGAAUGGACACGUGCACCAGGAUCACGUCAGGCACUGGUACAUGCGCGGCAGCGGUGAGAUGUGCUGCGACGCGCCCGACUACUGUGCGGUGUGUCCCCCCGCACCCCUGCCGCCAGUCAGCACACCUGCCGCUAUGAACAGACAGUCGCCGCAACUUAAAGAAGAAGUUCUCCAACGGAUAUUCGAAAGCGAAGUGCCGAAUCAGGAGGCUUCCUCUUUCACUGCAAUAAUCGAGAACCCGCCGGAGCCACCCCACCCCCCACAGCCUCCGCGCGACGAGAAGACUACGAAAGCGUCCGCCGGCAAAAAGAAAGCUGUCAAGAAAUUCGAAUGUCCGCUCUGCGACAGAGUGUUCCAUCACCGGAACAGUCUGCUGUACCACAUGCUGAUGCACGGGGAGAAGCAGCACUAUUGCAAGGACUGCGAUAAGGGAUUCUACACCGCUGCAGCUUUGAAGGUACACCGGCGCGUGCACAGCGGGGACCGGCCCUGCGCCUGCGACGAGUGCGGCCGCAACUUCCGUCAGUGGAGCGACCUCAAGUACCACAAGGCCUCCAUACACUCCGACCAGAAAAACUUCAAAUGCGAGUUCUGCGAGAAGGAGUUCGCGCGGCGCUACUCGCUGAACGUGCACCGGCGCAUUCACACCGGGGAGCGCAACUACAAGUGUGACUACUGCAACAAGACCUUCCGCGCCUCCUCCUACCGCCUCAGUCACAUGCGCACGCAUACAGGUAGUAAACCCUACAAGUGCCCGCAGUGCGAGAAAUGUUUCCGAGUCGCGUACGACCUGCGCCGGCACAUGCUCAUACACGAGAAAGUCCGCCUGCGGGUUGACGAGAUGAAGCCGAAGCCCAAAGACACCAAGGAUAAGAAGACCAAGUCUGAAGAGCCCAAACCCCAGCUCAAAAACCAAGACGUAAAAUCUUCGAAGAAAACCGCUGGCAACCGUCUUCCGAUACUGAAGAGCAUCUUAGACAAGAAACAACCAACAAAACCAACAAAGAAAACUCAAACUAAGAAAGGUGCUCCAAAUGUUACCGUAGCUCCUAAUAAAGAGGUGGCGAUGAAAAUAAGUGAUAAAUAUACGAAUAACGUUGAAGUAUUUGAUACAAGACAAGUUGAAUACAAUAAGUACAAAGAUGUAUUUGAAUACAGAGGCAAUGAAGUGUUGCAAAGUUAUAAAAAAGAUUAUUCUGAAGAAAUAAUGUAUAAAGAAAGCGAUCGGUUGACUGAAGAAAGAGAAUUAGCAGUGCUUAGACCGAUGUUCCGGAACAGUCCACCUAUAGAAGAGUUGGACAAAAGUAAUAUAAGAUCGGAGAACACUGAUGGUAAUUUCCAAGUGUUUACACAUAUAGAGAAGAACACGGAUGGAAAUUUCCAUGUGUAUACACAUUCGGAUAAAAGUAAAAACUAUAUUAUUCCCAGUUCCUCGCAAUCUAUUGAUAUGAAACUGGACAGAGAAAUGAGUAGGGACGUUAGAAAUGAUGGACUUUCUACAGAUAAUAUGGAUAAUGUGUUCUUAGAAAGAUUAAGUGCUUUUUAUAAUAUAACGGCAGUUUGAAAGUGCAGUGUAUCAGUGAGACGUACCCACAGUGGGACCAAAUAGUGGAAUUGAAGUUUGUGUUCUUUAUAUCUGAGGUAAGAUCUCUUUGGUCUUUUGUAUGUAUUUAGUUAGGGUAUGAUAGGGUUAAAUUGUAGUACGGCUAUUUAUACAUGAAAUACAAUGAGAAAUAAUAAUGAGAGAAAAAGUUGAUUGCAGGCUGAAAGUUGAUACAUUUGAAUUAAAAACAAUUUUAUUAGGCCAUUUUUAAAUUUGACUUUUGCUCGAUUUUAUUUUAAAACUGUAGUAAAGUCAUUAGAGUUGUUUUUGAACAAAUUUUAUCCGAUUUAAAACAGUUAUAUGAAAUUUGUUUAUUUUAAAUUUGAUAUCAAAUUGAAUCAAGUAUUUACUUGAUUGUUGUGAUAUAAUAAGCAAUCUACAAUUGGGUAUGUAUAUAUUUAGAAUUUUAUAAUGUAUAUAAAAGUACAAUGCAAAAUCAAAUUAGAUCCGACUGCUUAAAAAAACAAAGUUGAACCUGAAUAAGC
This is a messenger RNA of Papilio xuthus (Asian swallowtail), 3600 nucleotides long. RefSeq lists its product as uncharacterized. The record is from RefSeq and is a predicted model, not a curated record. The coding region runs from base 245 to 3076 and encodes 943 amino acids. NCBI's taxonomy places the organism in Eukaryota, Metazoa, Arthropoda, Insecta, Lepidoptera, Papilionidae. The transcript is spliced from 15 exons.